This is a messenger RNA of Drosophila navojoa, 1858 nucleotides long. RefSeq names its product tyrosylprotein sulfotransferase (gene Tpst). Gene Ontology annotation, biological process: peptidyl-tyrosine sulfation. Gene Ontology annotation, molecular function: protein-tyrosine sulfotransferase activity. NCBI's taxonomy places the organism in Eukaryota, Metazoa, Arthropoda, Insecta, Diptera, Drosophilidae. The record is from RefSeq and is a predicted model, not a curated record. Gene Ontology annotation, cellular component: Golgi apparatus.
UGACGCAGCUGCCCGUUGGAUUGGGCAUUGAAAUCAAAAAGCAGUUAGUUUCACACCUCAGUUGGCCGCCGCCAGCAGCUGGCCAGGAUGCGGCUGCCAUAUCGCAAUAAGAAAAUCACCCUUUGGGUGCUUUUUGGCAUAAUUGUCGUCACAAUGUUCCUAUUCAAAUUCACCGAACUGCGGCCCACCUGUCUCUUCAAGCUGGACCCCACUAACGAUUUGCCAUCACAAAUGAUGCGUGUAGAGAAAUACGUCACAGAUGACAAUCAACGCUCCUAUUCAUACAACCGUGAGAUGCCAUUAAUAUUCAUAGGUGGCGUGCCCAGGUCUGGCACGACAUUAAUGCGCGCCAUGUUGGAUGCUCAUCCCGAUGUGCGCUGCGGGCAGGAGACGCGCGUCAUUCCGCGCAUUCUACAGCUGCGCUCGCACUGGCUAAAGUCCGAAAAGGAGUCGCUGCGCCUGCAGGAGGCGGGCAUCACCAAGGAGGUCAUGAACAGUGCCAUCGCCCAAUUCUGCUUGGAAAUCAUUGCGAAGCAUGGUGAACCGGCGCCGCGCUUAUGUAACAAGGAUCCGCUGACUCUCAAAAUGGGCUCCUAUGUAAUCGAGCUAUUUCCCAAUGCCAAAUUCCUAUUCAUGGUGCGGGACGGACGUGCAACGGUUCAUUCGAUUAUAUCCCGCAAGGUGACAAUCACCGGAUUCGAUUUGAGCAGCUAUCGCCAGUGCAUGCAGAAAUGGAAUCACGCCAUCGAGCUAAUGCACGAACAGUGCCGCGACAUUGGCAAGGAUCGAUGCAUGAUGGUUUACUAUGAGCAGCUGGUGCUGCAUCCGGAGGAGUGGAUGCGCAAGAUUUUAAAGUUCUUGGACGUGCCGUGGAACAGUGCGGUGCUGCAUCACGAGGAGUUCAUCAACAAGCCGAACGGUGUGCCGCUGUCCAAAGUGGAGCGGUCAUCAGACCAGGUCAUCAAGCCGGUCAAUCUUGAGGCGCUGUCCAAGUGGGUGGGCCAUAUACCCGGCGAUGUGGUGCGCGACAUGGCCGACAUUGCGCCCAUGCUCUCCGUGCUGGGCUACGAUCCGUAUGCGAAUCCGCCGGACUACGGUAAGCCAGAUGCAUGGGUGCAGGACAAUACAUCUAAGCUAAAAGCCAAUCGAGUGCUCUGGGAAAAUAAGGCGAAGGAGGUGCUGCAGAUGGACACGGAUGAUAAUAAUAGCAACAAUAAUAAUAAUAACAACAACAACAACAAAAACAAUAAUAAUGAAAAUAAUAAUAAUAAUAAUAAAAUAAUGACAGAGCAACAGCAGGCGAAUCAGGAACUGCAACAGGAGCAGGAACAGCAAAAGCCAAAGGAUGUCAUCACGAUAAAGCAGCUGCCGUCAAACUUCAACAGCAACAAAAACAACAACAACAACAACAACAAUAAUAAUAACAACAAUGGCAAGCAAUAUGUCGGCGCACUUGAGGACACAUGAUAUCCGCAUAUACCCAUAAGAUUGCCGCGCGGCAAGCAUUGAGCUGACGACAACACACAGUAACAACAUCAACAACAACAACAUCUGCAACAUCAGCAGCAGCAACAGCAACAGCAACAAUGCGCAUGGCAUCAAAUGUUGGCAAACCAAUUUCAAAUUGUAUUAUACCAAGUAAACGCAUAUGCAUAUGCAGAUAUAUAUAUAUACAUACAUGUAUAUAUGUAUGCAUACAGCUGCGCACGAGUGUGCAUGUGUGUGUGUGUCUGUGUGUAAUGCGUUCAAGCGAUUUAAAGACACAUUUGCCGCAUCGAAGACACAAUUUUUAUACAUACAUAUAUACAUAAUAUUGAUGUAAACAUAAUUUAAACAUGUUUAGCAAAUACCACCAAAA